This is a messenger RNA of Priapulus caudatus, 594 nucleotides long. Its product is annotated as SAYSvFN domain-containing protein 1-like. The transcript has 2 exons. NCBI's taxonomy places the organism in Eukaryota, Metazoa, Priapulida, Priapulimorpha, Priapulimorphida, Priapulidae. The record is from RefSeq and is a predicted model, not a curated record. Bases 31 to 507 code for a protein of 158 amino acids.
UCAGCGCCACCAAUUUCCGGCUCGACAUUCAUGGAAGUGGAAGCUAAGUUAGCAAGUUACAGAGCUAAAAAAGCACAGCCGCAGAGAUAUUCUUAUUACAAAGAGUUGUUUUCUAGCAUUACAUUGAGAAAACCCGAACAACCGACGAACGAUACUCACAAAGAGGCAUCGUCAGCACAGGGACUGAAUCAAGAAACCUCUGAGGGUGGAUCGACGCCUACCUGUGCUGACAUCGAAACACCUAGAUCAGACAGCUCGUGGUUCAGCGCCAUAACCAUCCUAAAGUUUCUGCUGUGGAUCAUUCUCCUGGGAUUGUUCAUCGAACUCGAAUUUGCCGGCGUGUAUUUAGUCGCGUCGCUAUUUGCUUUCGUCUACCUGAACACGCGGACCGGUGUGAGGGAAGGACCCAGCGCCUACUCUGUGUUUAACAGAGACUUUGAACGCAUUGACGGCACCUUCACCGCCGAAGAGUUCGAUCAACGAAUCAGGCGGGGCGGAUUCAUCUGAAAUCUAUCCUACCACGAAAGAACUGUCCAAUCUGAAUUUACGUAUAUACGACUAAACUUAGAACUUUGGUGACCGUCGGCACUAUGG